Molecule: messenger RNA, 2925 nt
Organism: Cladocopium goreaui
Lineage: Eukaryota; Dinophyceae; Suessiales; Symbiodiniaceae
Source: the annotation of a GenBank genome assembly
CCCAUCGUCCCGCCGCUUCUUCGCAACGCACCUCCGCCAUGGCGGUGCGCAACGUGACGCUCGAAAUGAAGGCGGCGAAGGAUGCGUUGAGCACCGAAGAAGCCACCCUGCAGGUGGCUCAGCAGAAGCUGGGGCACUUGGAGCAGAUGCUGCCGACCAAUCAGUUCGCCCUUGCAAUGGUGGAGUGGGAGGCUGGAGCGGCGAAGGAGAAAGCCCUCUGGCGCCUUCAGAAAGCACAGCAGCAGCUCUCUGCGUCGACGACGGCGCCGCUGACGGAUCCAGAGAUGGCGCAGUCACAGCGGGCCGUCAAAGUGCUGCAGGAUCGGAUCCUCCGGCAGUCCUUGCGGAAGCCGACGCAAUGGCGACUUCGGACGACCAAGGUCUUUGAGCACGAGCUGGCAAAGAAAAGCAACCAAAUUGAUGAAAGCCGAAUCAUCUAUGAACAGACCAGGAUGGCGAAGGAAGAUGUGGCGCUGACUGCGGCUCAGAUGGUGCGAGCCGAGGAAGAUGCGAAGAAGGAGAAGGAGCGGCUGGUUGCAAAAGUGGCCCAGUUGGAGGAAGAUAUCGGCAAUCAACAGCAGAGUGUGCAGAAACAGGAGGACGUGGUGGCCCGAGCAACCUCCAAGGUUCAACAGUUGCGGGAAGAACUGACGCUGCACGGCGAAGCUGCGGUGCUGGCGAAGAUCUUGCGCCGCGCCACGCUGCCGGAGGGGCCCAACUUGCCAAGGCGAGCCAUGCAGCUGGCGAAGCAGAUGAAGAUGGACUGGUGCUGCAUCACCGCCUCUGCCGAUGGCAAGGCGACUUCCGUGAGUAUCGCGGAGUUCAUGGACACGCCGGAGUGUGGCAAAGUGAAAGAGCUUGCGGAGGCCUAUGGCGCACGAAACGACUUCGAGUUCGUCUUCUGGUUUCCAUCCAACGAAAUCCAGGCGGGCCGUUACUUGCGCCUGAGCGCGCAAUUGUGGCCCAAGCUGAACAGUCCGUUGUACAAGAACCCCCCCACGCAGCUGAAUUUCUUCGAGCUGCUCCGCGCUUCGUUGGGGGAUUCUCAGUUCAACGACGUGUGGUUGGUGCCGGAGGCGCCCCACUUCCACCAGAAAGCCUUAGGCUUGGACCGGAUGACGGACUUUGUACCACCCCAGGCCGUGGCACCUCAGCUGCGGCCCUACCAGCUGGCGGGCUUCCGCUGGAUGGCCUGCUUGUGCAAGAACGGCCUGGGUGCCGUGCUGGCGGAUGACAUGGGGCUGGGCAAAACGCUGCAGUGCAUCAGCGUUUUGCUCUACCUGAAGGAGCAGAAGCUAUUGACCAACGAGGAGAACCAGAAAUGCCCUGCCCUGGUGGUGGUGCCUCCAGGUCUUCUGCAGAACUGGCAGCGGGAGUUCCAGCGCUGGGCCCCGACGCUGAGCUUCUACGUCUACCAUGGGCCCAAACGGAGCUUGCCGCUGAACAAGGGCCGGGACUACGAUCUGCUGCUGACCACCUACGAAAUGGUGCGCAACGACCGUGAGAAGUUUGCGGAUGCCCAAAGCAUCUGCUUCUCCGGUAUGGUGAUCGAUGAAGCCCAGAAGAUCAAGAAUCAUGGCGCGCUGGUCUCAAAAGCCGUGAAGGAAGUCGGCAAUGCCAUUGGGCACACCCGCAUCGCACUGUCAGGCACGCCGAUUGAAAACAAAGUGGACGAGCUGCACAGCAUUUUCGACUUUGUCAACUACGGCUACCUCGGGGACCAGGAGAACUUCGCGAGGACAUUCUCACGCAUCAUCGAGAAAGGACGGGAUCCUCAGAAGAAGAACGAAAGCCUGCAGCUGCUGAAGAGGCUCACCACCCCGUUUCAGAUGCGUCGUCUCAAGACGGAUCCCAACAUCCUGCCGGAUCUGCCUGACAAGAUCGACAUUUCUUCGACCACCAACCUGACCAAAGAGCAGGAGAAGCUCUAUGUCGCGAUCCAGGAGGAUUUUAGGAGCACGAUGACACAAUCCAGGGAGACCGCGGGAACAAACCACGCCUUCCAGAGGCGCGGUCACAUCUUCGCCAUGCUGGAGCAGGUGCGUCGCGUUUGCUCCCAUCCCUUGUGUUUGGACAAGGAAAGAUAUCCCCAGUCCUGUAAGAACAUGGCGGUGCAGCAGCGUGUGGAAAGCAGCGGCAAGACUUCGCGCUUGGUUGAGCUGUUGGAGGAGAUCCUGCCUGCCAAAGAGAAGGCCGUGGUCUUCGCAACGCGUAAAGAUAUCAUCAGUGUGUUGGAAAAGCUGAUCCGUGAUCGCUUCAAGUUCACCAACGUGCUCAUCUUCACAGGCGACCUCUCCUUCCAGGAGCGCUCUCGGGUGGAGAACAGGUUCCAGACCGAUCCCACGUGCCAAGUCUUGCUGAUCACGUUGCAGUGUGGAGGAAUUGGCUUGAACCUGACGGCCGCCAACCACGUGAUCCACUUUGAUCGCUGCUACAACCCGGCAAAGGAAGCGCAGGCCACCGAUCGAUGCCACCGUUUGGGGCAGAAGCGUUCUGUCUGUGUCCAUCGGCUGAUCACUGAAGGAACCUACGAGGAGCAGCUGGAGAAGAUCAUGGCACGGAAGCAAGACCUGUCCUCUCUGACGGUGACAAGGGCAGAAGAUUGGAUCGCAGACUAUGAUGACGAGGCCUUGUUUGACCUCUUCAUGCUGCGCACCGGCAGCGCGCGCCGCCAAAAUGCUCCACUGCAGACACCACCUAGGGCCCCGGCCAUCGCUGCGCAUGCCACGAUGUCGGCACCCAAGCGACUCGCCCCCACGACCACGUCGCCGGCCAAGAAGCCGCGAGGAAAAUGAUGCCAGGCGCUGUGGAUGGCAUGGGGCAUGUUCUGAGUGCGAAGGUGUGUCCUGGCACAGCGAAGAACUUGUGUAGACCGAAGCAAGGCUGCAAAAAAGGCCGGUGAACCAAACCGAACCUCCUAUGCUU